UCAAGCGGAUGUUCCGCCGUUUCCUUCCGGUUUCUCUCAGUGGACUUAGGACCGAUUUCCACGAGGAUCUCCGCGCCCGGAACUGCUGCUGCUGCUUUGGGCUGUGAAUCAUGCUACUUCUGCCUCUGGCACUUCUCUUGCUUUCUGGUCUGGCUUCUCCCGUAGAAGUGAAGCGUCCACGAGGCGUCUCCCUAACGAACCAUCACUUUUAUGAUGAAUUAAAGCCAUUCACUUGUCUAGAUGGCUCUGCUACGAUAGCCUUUGACAGAGUCAAUGAUGAUUACUGUGACUGCAGAGAUGGCUCAGAUGAGCCAGGGACUGCUGCAUGCCCCAAUGGCCACUUCCACUGCUCCAAUGCUGGCUACCGCCCACAGUACAUCCCCUCCUCUCGCAUCAAUGAUGGCAUUUGCGAUUGCUGUGAUGCAACAGAUGAGUACAACAGUGGCAUUGUGUGUGAAAACACCUGCAAAGAGAUGGGGCGAAAGGAACGGGAGGAAUUAAAGCAGAAGGCUGAGGUGGCCAGAGAAGGCUUUGAAAUCAAGAAGGCCCUGGUGGAAGAAGCAAGUAAGAGAAAGGAAGAGAAACAGAAAAAGCUAACUGAGCUACAGGAGGGCAAGAAGUCUGUGGAGGAGCAAGUGGAGACUCUGAAGUCAUUGAAGGAAGCGGCUGAAAAGCCUGAAAAGGAAGCUAAAGAGAUCCACCAGAAAGCCUGGGAGGAACAGAAAGCUGCUGAAAGAGCAGCAAGAGAUAAGGCGAAAGCAGAAGAGGCUUUUCAAGAGCUGGAUGAUGAUGUCGAUGGAACGGUGUCCAUUGCUGAGCUUCAGACACACCCUGAGCUGGAUGUGGACGGUGAUGGGAUCCUGUCGGAAACGGAAGCCCAGACCUUGCUGGACGACACCUUGCAAGUGGAUGUGGAUGCUUUCCAGCACACUGUGUGGGCAGCCAUCAAGGAGAAGUACAGAGCAGAGAGCUUGCCUGAUGUACAGCCUCCACCAAAGGCUCCAGUAGAGGAAGAUCCAGAUAAUCAGCCUGAUGCCCAGGUGGACCAGUUACCUCCUGAUGAAGACUAUGAUGAAGAGGAUGAUGAAGAGGAAGACACUGAUGAAGAUGGUGUUGAUGAGCAGGUGAAGGUCCCCCCACCCAAGCCAUCGUCUGAUACUAAGACAGCAGAGGAUGAAGGGGAGAAGAUGCCCCCUUACGACGAAGCGACGCAAGCUCUAAUUGAAGCUGCCCAAAAGGCCCGGGACCAAUUUGAAGAAGUAGAGAAAUCCCUGAAAGAAAUGGAGGAAUCUAUCAGGAGCCUGGAGAAAGAGAUCACCUUUGAUUUUGGACCUCACGGAGAAUUUUCUUAUCUCUAUGGCCAGUGCUAUGAACUUGCCACUAAUGAAUACAUCUAUCGUCUCUGUCCAUUUAAUAGAGUGUCUCAGAAACCCAAGCACGGCGGCUCGGAGACCAACCUUGGCACAUGGGGUUCCUGGACUGGCCCAGAUGAUAACAAAUUCAGCAUCAUGAAAUAUGAACACGGCACGGGCUGCUGGCAGGGCCCCAACCGAUCCACCACGGUGAAGCUUUCAUGUGGCAAAGAGACGGUGGUCGUGUCCACAGCAGAGCCCAGCCGCUGUGAGUACUUAAUGGAGUUUGUCACCCCAGCAGCCUGCUAUGAGCCAAAAGACCUCAAUCACGACGAACUCUGAAAGCAGAUGCACCCAAGAGCCAUUGCCAGUGGAGCCAGGUUCUAAUCCACAUGAUUCCAAGAAACAUUACAGAAUCCAUCACACCUCCUGCCCCAAAGCCCACCCUCACGGACUUCCCACAUGGAUCCAUCUACUAGUGCUGCUCUGCCCCAGUGGACCUUGGGGCUUUUAAAUACUUGUUUUCCCCCUGCCAAGUACUGGGACUUGAUUCUGUCUUCUCCCCAGACGCAAACCCAUGGCUUUCAGGGAAGCAGCUGCCCGACCAUGCACAGCACAUAGGACUGCACAGCCGCCUGGUCCUUUAUCCUGCUGGGGGAAGGCGUCUUCUGACCCUUACUAUCACUCCUUUGGGUGGGAGGGGGUGCAGUGACCCCAGGCCAGCUGCCUGAACCGCUUUCUCCUUCCUGUUGGGCCUCUUUUGUUCUGAGCCAGAUUUCCACUCGGUCUGAGACUUUGCACAGGUGAAGGAAGGAGACUGGGAAAAGAGCCUGUGCCAAGCUUGUCUCCCGCAUUGCAGCCUGUGUGUUUUUUUUUUUAAAAAAAAAUCUGCUGUUUGGUGUUGAUCUCUUAUUGGGGAAAAACGCAUUCUCUUCCAAUAAACAUCCAUCUCCCAUCUCU
Messenger RNA from Elgaria multicarinata webbii, 2312 nucleotides. It is a transcript of the gene PRKCSH, whose product is annotated as PRKCSH beta subunit of glucosidase II. The coding region runs from base 111 to 1694 and encodes 527 amino acids. Gene Ontology annotation, molecular function: protein binding; calcium ion binding. Gene Ontology annotation, biological process: liver development; N-glycan processing. Gene Ontology annotation, cellular component: glucosidase II complex. NCBI's taxonomy places the organism in Eukaryota, Metazoa, Chordata, Lepidosauria, Squamata, Anguidae. The transcript is spliced from 18 exons. The record is from RefSeq and is a predicted model, not a curated record.